AUGGGACUAACAACCACUGAUUCCAAAGUGGAUAGAACAGAUUCAAGUUAUGGAACAGGCAUUGUCAACACACAAAUUUAUACUAUUGUUGACUACCACGGGCAACAAAUCUAUGUCUACAAGUCACUCUCAAAUGAUCCGAAAAACCUCAUCUACUAUUAUGUUCCAGUCAUGGUCCCAAAGAAGAAGCUAGACACCAGUUGGAUUUGGACUUCUGGUAAAGGCGAGCUACGUCUUAAUGUUAUGUUUGGAAAUGAUGAAAUUGACGAUAUGGCACGACACGAAAUUGUGAAAACAGGAGAAACUGGAAAAUUUAAAGUGGCUCCACUCAUCAUCGAUUCGUUUUCAGCCUUCAUUGUUAGUGCAAAUAAUAAGCCGGUGCCUGGUGUAAUCCCAUUUCGUAGAGUACAUCCUAGUGAUAAAACAAUGACAAUUAGAUUUGAGUGUUCAUCGGAGGUUACUGCUAACAAAGUCAUGUCAAGUGUCAUCGAUGGCGAUUACGAUAUAGAAUUUGCAUUUUUUUUUGCUGGUCUCAACAAAGUCUCAACAACUAUGAUAUCAAUUACUAGCAAUUCAUUAGAAAGUGUUCUGUCAAAAACAAAAGCUGACGGAGGAAAUACAAACGCAACUUAUAUUCAUAGAGAUCAGGCCAACAAAUUUGUUUCAGAUUAUUUGGCCAACGUUAGGAAGAUGAUUUACAAAGAAGAUCCAAAGUCGGACACAUCCAGUUUAACUGCUGGAUUAAAAGAACAAUUCGUUUCACUAAUGCAGCAAGGUCAGUAG
Adineta steineri is the source of this 783-nucleotide messenger RNA. NCBI's taxonomy places the organism in Eukaryota, Metazoa, Rotifera, Eurotatoria, Adinetida, Adinetidae. The record is from the annotation of a GenBank genome assembly.